This is a messenger RNA of Bacidia gigantensis, 1329 nucleotides long. RefSeq lists its product as uncharacterized. The transcript is spliced from 2 exons. NCBI's taxonomy places the organism in Eukaryota, Fungi, Ascomycota, Lecanoromycetes, Lecanorales, Ramalinaceae. The coding region runs from base 1 to 1329 and encodes 442 amino acids. The record is from RefSeq and is a predicted model, not a curated record.
AUGGCUGGCAAAAAGCGCGCUGGGAAGAAGUCACUCGGGGAACCGCCAGCUAAACGACCUGCAAGAGGUGCAAGGAAGAAUGACGACCCCAUCUGGAGCACCACCAACCCAAAGUCUUCUUUAGUCAAUGAAGACCUCCACGGCAAAUUCGCUGAUCCGAAGGCCUAUGAAAAUUGGACAAAAGGAGAUUGGGAAGAAGCAAGGGCAAAUUGCCUGCCUGAGGAUGCACCCGUAGCUGAAGAUGGAUAUUCUGUACCUAUGCAAUAUUUCAAAUAUGAUCUGAAUUGGCGACGCUUUGUUAGGGAGUUCCAAGAGGAUUUGGGGGCUGGACGUUAUGAUCCUCAAUGGCUGAAGGAAGCUACGCAAGCAAUGGAGGAACGAUCUCAAGGAAGAUUUGAUAGGUGGAAGGCUAAUGAAUACGAAGAAUUUUGGGGUCAGAAACAAAGGACGCCUUGGAGAGACUUGGCCGGCGAGUCAGCAAACAUUAAAUUGGAGGAGCUUGCCAAACACAACUUUGUGAGACAAGGUGACAUCUUCAGCUAUGCAAGAGUCUUUGGAAGAGGUAAAGACAGAAUUUUGAUCGAGAAGGAUAUAAGAAUAGCGAAGAUUGAAGGAUCUCUCAUGACUGUAGCGGUCCCACCGGGACAGCUAAAAUAUGCACGACAUCUUCUAGCCCCCCACCGAACACCUACAAAGGUACUACAAAAACCUUCCCUCCCGACUGAGAAGCAGGUAUCACUGGACGAAACGGACACAACAAAUCACACGCCUUUGAAGGAUUUGCCAAGUCACUCGAUCCAAGCAAAACGGGAACAUGAGCAGAGCACUCAUUCCAAUGCCCGUGAGCAUAGUACUGGCAAUGGAGAAGCCUAUCCUUCGCCUGAGAAAGAGGCUUCUUAUCCAGAUGCCUUCCACGAUGCCCCAGAACCAACAUCACCGCCGCCAUCGGCGACCGAACCUCAAAUACAGCUUGAUACUAUGCGUCGAACAGAAAUUGAAAAGGCUACAGCUGCAGGAAAUGAUUUGCAAGAACCGGCAUCCCCUCCAUCACCGUUCCAAUCGCCGGUGGAAGACGCCAUCCUUACGCCCAUCUCCACUCUUGCUGAAUUGGAGAAACGCAUCAUUGAAAUUGACGGGCGCGUUGAUAAGUCAACCAGGAUUGUUAAUUCUUGGAAAGCUAUGCGUGGAAAGAGGAAUAACCAGGAUCUGGGCUCUCUUUUUGAGAUGCGAGAGGAAUUCUAUGUGCGGCAGAGCCCGAAAAUCGUCAAGACGCCCCAAACGACGAGGAGUGGAAGGGACAGCAAGAAGAAGGUGCGUUAUGGCGAAUGA